Messenger RNA from Sclerotinia trifoliorum, 2830 nucleotides. The record is from the annotation of a GenBank genome assembly. Lineage: Eukaryota; Fungi; Ascomycota; Leotiomycetes; Helotiales; Sclerotiniaceae.
AGUCCAAGUCCAAGUCGAUAUCAAACAAUUAUUAUUACCACACUCAAUCCAGCAUCGUAUCUACCCAAUUCAAGUUACCACCAAGUCGCUCAUCAAUCCCAGUUAUCACUCUUCAAUUAAUUUUAUUGGCCUAUAGGGAAUCGAUUCCUUUCCCACAACCAACAACAACACCCAAGUGGUAUCCCCGGGAAAGGAAAGAGACAAGCAAAAGAAGCCCUACAAGCUUAGCAAGAACCUAAAAUUGGCACCAGAUCUACCACUACUACGACUAUUUUUUUUCUCUGGGAAAAACAUUCUGGAUAUUUCUAUAGCUUGCACAAAAAAUUGAUUUGUUUUUGCCAGCACGUCAAUUAUUUCACAGAUCGUUGCAGAUAAUUACUCAUUUAAAGGAAGAGAAGAAAUAACGGGGGGAAAUACUUCAUUGUCUUUUUUUUUUAUAUGGACUUGUUGUUUCUUUGCAAUUUCACUCUUCUAGAAACAAACCCAUCUUUCGAACUUUCGAACAUUCAGCACAAGUCUCUCAGUGGCCUCUUCCAACGGAAAACUUGCGAAACCCCGCUGGCCUGCAUCGUCUCAGCCAUUCAAAUCCUCCGUCCAUCCUGGAUUCAUCCCGGUUCUCACUAAACAUUUUAUUUCUCCAUUCCAACUGCGACAAAUUUCCCAAAGAAUUUCUGGGUUUGGCGGAUUCCUUACCUGGCCUUGUUGCUCUCAAAUCUUUUUUAUUUUAUUUUAUGAAAUUCAUUGAUUCACUCAGGAAACUUCCUUCUUUUUAUUUGUGCUCUCCCAAUCACCCUCCAAUCACACUUACAUAUCAUUAAAACAAAUAGCUCUCGCCUACAUAAAACCACGCGCACUGUAGCUUGAGCUCGAACCCGACCAAUUUACGAAACCCAAUCGCCAAUAUUCCGUCCAAAUUAUUUUGUCUCGCCCUCAUAUUGUUGCUUAUCAUAGCUUCGAGGAUUGAGGGUCGGCUCACCGAGUUCGAAAGUGGAACAAAAGAAAUAAAUUUUGUCAAGAUGGCAUCUUCCAAAGUGAUUACCUUGUUUCCCUUAUUACAUACCAACCCAUCUAUUUAUAGGAACACCGCUGAUCAUUCUCAUCUUUCUCACAGGAAAUUCAGCAUUCCUCAAGACCUGGCCAAGUCCGUCUUCCAUUGUCUACAAAUUCGAGUUCCUAUCCACGACAAUCACAUUCAAGAAAUCAUUCUCAUUCAGUAUCGGGAGGUUCCCUUAUACCAAGCAGCAGAGUAACUCGACGUAAAAGUGUAUCUGCGAACGUUAGUAAUGUCGAGGCAAUCCUAGCUGCUGCGAAGGAGGUCGGUGAUAAUCCUUUGGCAAUGCCAAUCUCUACACGAAGAGCAACAAUGUCUAAAAAUGCCUCGAGGUCCGGACCGAUGGGCAGCUUACCGUCUCCACCAUCGAGUCUGCCAACUCAUAGAAUGAGGUUGAAUUCGGCGGUGAAGUCAGAGCGUGGAGAGAGUGCAAUUGACGACGAUAACAAUGACGAGGAAAUGGAGGACGAAGACGAUGAUUUUACAAAGAGCAGAUUGAGGAGAUCAAGCGAAGGAUCACAACUUUUGAAGGACGGCAAGAAGGCUAAUGCCAAUGAUCUCAAGUGUGACAAGUGUGGAAAAGGAUACAAGCACAGCAGCUGCUUGUCUAAGCAUUUGUUCGUGCCCACCAUCCUUUCCUAUCUUCCUCCACAUGGGCUUUAUCGCGGAAGCUUUCUACGAUGGAGUGUUUAUGAACCGUUAUUAACUUUUUGUUUGCAGAUGGGAACAUACACCUGAAUGGUCUUACACCUCAAAAUUGUUAAUUUCAAAGCAUCAACAAGUACAACUGCUAGAAGCCGCCUCUGUCCUUGUAGGAAUGAACCAAGAUGCUGCUAACACUCCACCGGAUUCUGCAAAGGACUUUCAAAGUGACGAUCAGGAUUCUGCAUCCCCGGGGGCAUCUAGCUCAGUUGAUCAUGAGAUUGAUCGUGCCAGCUCUGCGGAUACGACACCACCACCUGCAGAUAUGCGGCACGCAUACGGUGGUGGUUCGUACAACAGAUCAAAGAGAUACACUGGAGAUAGUGAUCGGUACAUAAUGUCGGGCAGGCUACUUUACGGUGGUAGCGUUCCAGCCGGAUUCGGUCAUUCUCGCCAUCAAAGUCAUGAGCGUCGCCCACCCUCCUCUGGCAUGAAUGAGAAUCAAGAGGAGGAAGGAUUGACUGCAGCCAUCCACGCACUUUCGUGCGGCUUUGCAAGUCCCGGAACACCUCGAAGUGGUCCACUCAUUCCAGCUGAUGCUCCUCCCGUCCCUGAAAUUCCAGCUGAAUAUUUGAAUGAUCUCUCGACUAGUUUCACUCCUAGCCUUCACCCACGGCAGAGGGAAAGUUUUGCCCGAGAAAGCUAUACGAGAGGCAGCUAUGACCCACAUCAGAUCCAUGGGGAUGGAGAUGGAGAUGUUCAUAUGGAGGAUGGCGAUGAUAGUGUUGGAGAUGAGGAAGAUUAUGAUCAGCGAUCCAGAGGUCGUUCUGAUGAUGACGAUGAUGGCGUUUUUGGACAUAUGGAGGAAUGACCGUCAGCGACUUUGAAUGUGUCAAUUGAAGCAGCUCUUCAAUUGAUCAUUGUGAUAUUUUUCCUUUUCUUCUCCUGUAGUAGCAACAUAAUAUGUGUAUGCAGUGAGCAAAGUCUCCACCGUCGAUUCUCAGCACCAAUGGGUGGAUGUUUGAUCCACUGAGGUUAAAACUGAGGAUCGAGCUGAUAUACCACAGCAAUAUAAAACAAAUGAUAUCAAUGUAACAAAAUUCGAUUAUGAGAUAGACAAACGACUGGGUUCAAAGC